AUGUGUAGUAAGACGAGCAGUGAAAGAUAUGGUGGAGAUGAUAAUUACACUGGUUUGUCUCCCAAGAAACAGAAACACAACAAUGGAAGAAGAAGAGUCCCACGAAGAGGUCCUGGCGUCGCAGAACUCGAGAAGAUCCGUCUCGAGGAACAACAACACAACUCUUCCGCCGCACCACUUGCAUCUCCCCCGCUUCCUCCGACGCCGGAAAAAUCUUCUACCACCAUUGACAGAACCGGUCCGGUUUACCCGUUCUCCUCUUAUUUCUCAACCGGAUCUUUCCCUAAUGAUUUGAUCCCUCCGGCUCCGGUUUUUCAGAGGCAUCACGAUUCCUUUCUUCACUAUCCCCCACCGAUGAACCUACCGAUUCCAGGAUCUGGAGGAUUUUAUCAGUUUAUAGAGCCCCCUUCAAACCAAAAACCUUGCCUUGACAAUGUCCCUAAGUUUCUAGACGAAGAAAAGAUCGUGGCUGCGAAAAGACCAUGGCAUUUCAUCGCAGAGACCACGAAAUGUAGUGUUGGACCGACCAAAACCAGUAAUAUCUCAAGAGAUGGUAAACAAAUCAAGUCGUUAGACCAAAGAUUGAAAAAUCAUUUUCAAGAUUCAGGAACCACAAUCAGAAAUCCAAUCACAAUUGAUUCUCUUUCUCCCGCAACUCCUCCUACACCGAUGAUUAUCCCAAAUUCUUCACUCGAUUUCCCACGCUUCAUACAGAAAGAAGAGUUUGAUCAUGAGUUCGUGCCACGAAGGAACGUUGUUAAUCUUCUUGCCUCAAACAAAAAACCGUUCUACAGCUUCUUGCCCUCGAAUGAGCAGAGUACUCGCGACCAAGAUCUAUCCUUUAGCUUGAAAACCGAUAGAUAUGACACAGUCACUGAUCACGGCAUUGAUCUUCGCCUUAAGUUAUAA
Messenger RNA from Microthlaspi erraticum, 909 nucleotides. The record is from the annotation of a GenBank genome assembly. NCBI's taxonomy places the organism in Eukaryota, Viridiplantae, Streptophyta, Magnoliopsida, Brassicales, Brassicaceae.